Messenger RNA from Mycena indigotica, 3075 nucleotides. RefSeq names its product Fanconi-associated nuclease. The transcript is spliced from 12 exons. Gene Ontology annotation, molecular function: flap-structured DNA binding; 5'-flap endonuclease activity; 5'-3' exonuclease activity. NCBI's taxonomy places the organism in Eukaryota, Fungi, Basidiomycota, Agaricomycetes, Agaricales, Mycenaceae. Bases 1 to 3075 code for a protein of 1024 amino acids. Gene Ontology annotation, biological process: interstrand cross-link repair. The record is from RefSeq and is a predicted model, not a curated record. Gene Ontology annotation, cellular component: nucleus.
AUGUUGUCGAGGUCUUCCGCAGAAAAAUGCUGGUCAUCGCCGAAAGAAAAGGCACACUGGCAGCGUGGGAAUCUAUCGCGCUGUGUCACGCCUCGUCACGAGCGCUCCUUUGCAACCCUCUCUCUCAUGGACGACAUUCGAGACACAAUUCAAGCCCUCAUCUACGGCGUCGACCCGGCAGAUGACGCGGUUGAACGCGAAGAGGAGGAGAGUACGGUGGAUGGGGACCUGCGGUGGACGAAGGACUCUGCAUACAUCGCGGUUUUGGAACGCGCCAUUAAAGGCAUCAAGGAGUUAGAAGGAGAACGGAGAUUGUUCACGGAUCGCGAAUGGGACUUCCUAGAUAGGAUAGCGGAUUUGCCAUACAAUGCCCGGUACAUGCUCAUAAGGCUGGUCCUCAGAAAGAAGCCAGGAGGCUGGUACCGCGUCUCAGACGUUCGCAAGUACACAAUGGAAAUAGGCACAGACGGCUUACGAGAGGCCUUCGAUAUGCUGGCUGCGCCGUUCACAACCGAGUCUAUGGAACUCGAUCCCGAUACAACACAGCCCUCUCCUCCCACUCAGCAAGAAGCUCCACUGUCUUCUGUCAAAGUUGAACCCGAAAUAAUUGACCUCACCGUUGACUCAGACGACGAAAAGCCUCCUGCAGCAGGCCCUUCCCGCAUCGCGCCUCCACCUGUUACCGCUUCGUCCACCGCCACGGAAGAUGGUAAUGAAAUUAACAUGGAAUACUUCGGUCGCAACGAGAAGCACAUAGGUCUUGUCGAAGGACUACGGAUCCUGAACAUGGAAGAGCUCAAAAAGAUAGCAAAAGAAAUGAAGAUUCAAAGUACCAAUCACACCAAAUACACACUUAUCACUGCUUUGACUAAUUCGGCCUCUGGACAAUCUCUCAUCCCUUUCGCCCCGUCUCCGAAGGGUAAAGGGAAAGAGAAAGCAGGAGAUAAGAAGCUCAAACAGACUAUAUUGUCGUUUGCUAGGCCCAACAUAUCGCGAGUCCAGACAACGAGAUUGAAGCAGCUGAUGCUCAAAUACAUCGAUAAAGCUAUUUGUCUAAAUCCUUACAUCUAUGCGUUGAUUCUUCGCGUGCAUAUUAUCUGGUUUCGAAGCACUGAAAUCCCCGAGUCACUAUUUAGUCCCGCUCUCCUUGCUGCGUUCAAAAAAAGGACAUACGCAGAGUAUGAACAUAAACGCGACCCUAAUAUCUGGCCAACUCGAGAGUCUUACCUUGAAUACGAGGAGAUGCUCAAUGUUGAGCGAAUUGUCGACGAACUGUUGAUUCCAGAGCCGAAGGCCAGUCGAGGAAAGACGGCCGCUCCAAUGGAGGUAUUCAUUCCGCCGGGAACACCAGGUCUGAACUAUAUUCGCAAACUUUCUACACCAGCCCGGACUCCGGGCCUUCAUCAACUGUCUGCUCCCCCAGAUGAGGGGGAUGACUCUCGGGAAGAUGACAACUCGGCUUACCGUAAAGUCAAUGUCAUCCUCAAACUUGUUAAGGACAAGCUACUUGAUCAAUAUCAGGAGCUCGUCGCUGCAUCUGAAGAUCUGGCUAACAAACGCAGAACUGAGUUUGUGCGAUUUGAAUCAGGCUAUGUCUUGACACGAAUUCUUGCCAAAUGUCUUCAUGCACCAGCCACACUGAAAGACUUUUUGUAUGAGGAGGAAAUUAUUCUCGUCUUGCUCAAACAGCGACGAUGGGGUCGACGUCGUCGAGCCCGUUUGUACGAUCGACUUGCCCUUAUUCGCAUGCGAUAUCUUCUUAAAGAUGGUGAUGGGAAUAAGGACAUGAACGUGGUGCGUAACGCACGAGAAUGUCUCCGCUCGGCGUUGGAAGACCAGGACACUAUAGAAGGUCCUGCACUUUUAUUCUGGUACUGGUAUAUUCCUUCACUUACUGCUUUUCCAGUCGCCAGGCCGUCACUAAUCCAUCGGUUAUUUGCCACAGAAAAGAUGUUAAGGCUCAAACCCACUGAACGCUCGACUUACGACGACGUGACCCUCCAAAAACCACCCGAGAUCGAUGUCGUUGGCGUUCGAAUUUGGGACUUACCCGAUGACGAAAAGGAGAACAAGCCUGCUGACAGCGCUGGUAUCACCAACUUUUUUCUCCCAACACGGGCCGCUGGUCCACCCAGUGCCAUCGCUCAGGCGAGGAAGCGUGCUUGGGUAGGCAAAUCGUAUUGGCAAGGGAAAGACGAUGUUGUUCACGUCGAAAUCCUUGCAAUCGAGCACUACGCGAAAGAGGGAUUCAAGGGUCUUCAUUCAGAGACACAAAUUCUAACGACGCUCUUUGGGCUCCUGUUCUGGGACAUCAUAUUUGCACCCGUCGCUGGUGCAUUCGAAACACCGUGGCAGAGGGGACCUCUGGACCUCGGGGAAGAAACCUUCAAAUACACACGAGAAGAGCUCAUCAAGGCGCGCUUGUCUGAAAUCAAGCAAGGCAAGGCCGCAGAAAUCCUCAAAUCGAAUGAUUCCCGUUAUCGAGAGAAAAAGACCUGCUGUGUUGGCGUGAAUUGGAAGAUGUGUAGCCAAGAGGAUUUGCUGGAGAUCGUUGAGUGCGUGGGCAAAGAUGUGCUUGCUUCUAUCUGUGGCCUCUUCUGCGAAGACUAUGCCGGACGGAGCAGUGGUGUACCUGACCUGAUCAUUUGGAAUCCAGAGACGAAAGAGAUGAAGUUUGUCGAGGUCAAGGGACCUGGCGACACUCUGCAUGAUAACCAGAAGCUGUGGUGCCAUGCCCUUCUCUCUGCUCAUUGUCAGGUUGAGCUCUGCCAUGUGAUGGAGCAGCCCGCGUUGGAGAGGAAGCGGGCCAAAUUGGCAGAGAAGGAGGCGAAAGCCAAGACUCCGAAGGGUCAGAAACGACGAGCGUCCGCACCAGCGGCUCCGUCUAGGCGAAGGAGGAGAUCGGUUGAGCCAGAAUCGGAGGAAGAGGGCGGUGAAUCGGAAGCUGAUGAUGAUGAAGCGCCAUGGGUCCCGAUGGGCGAUUUGUUGCCUGACGGUGAACCCUCACCUCGUCGUGCUUCCAAACGACAGAGGCAAUCCGCACCUGACGAACAGGUAAAUCAGGAGGUUAUCUAG